Vicia villosa (hairy vetch) is the source of this 2091-nucleotide messenger RNA. RefSeq lists its product as uncharacterized. The coding region runs from base 1370 to 1894 and encodes 174 amino acids. Lineage: Eukaryota; Viridiplantae; Streptophyta; Magnoliopsida; Fabales; Fabaceae. The transcript is spliced from 5 exons. The record is from RefSeq and is a predicted model, not a curated record.
UCUUUCUUCCCUUGAACUUCAUACGCUUCUUACACGUUAUAUAGCUGAGACGUUUUGUCUUACAAAAUACCUCUAGAAUUUCUGGUGCGGAAAAAACAAAGAAACUACGUUGAAAUAUAAGCAACUUGGUAACCAGUGCUUCUUCAGGUAUACUUAUUUAGAUUGAAAGAGUGCCAAUAAUUUCUUUGCAUGAAAGUUGUUUUUUAAUGAAACUAAACUGAUGUUUGUUUUGAAUUUGGUUCGUUAACACCUUCUUAAAUCUGUUUUUGUAAUUGGAGAUAUAGGCUUUGCGCAGGGAUUUGAGGUUGGUACAAUUGAAAAUAAUCGGACUACUAUAUUAAUCGAGACACUAUUGCAUGUAACUUCAAUUUUGAUAUUAGUCUAAACCUCUUAAUCUACUCGUAAUUACUUUUUUUUUAAUGAUAUAUAGGUUAAUUUUGUUGUUAUUUAGAAUCUUAAUCUACUCAUAAUUUUUUUAAUUUUUUUAUGAUAUAUAGGUUAAUUUUGUUGUUAUUUUCAUUUAUGCGGGUGUUUUUCGUAGAAAAAAUAAAGGGCAAAUGCAAAAUUGAUCAGCUUGAAGAUAAUUUUUCACCAUUUAUAUAGGUUUUUUUUUUCUUCAUAAUAUGGAAAAAUGGUUUAUUUUUAUUUCCCUAGCUAAUGUAAAAAAACAUUAUGGUAAGUUUUGUGCAAGGUUAAUGUAAUAUAAUUGGAUACUAUUAUUGAUUGAGAGCUUCUAUGGUGUAGUCACCAAUUUGACUUCAGUGGUGAAGUCAUUGCAAUUGACCAAUAGAAUUAAAGCUCUAAUCAAUCCUAAUUAAUUCUAAGUUAAACUAAGCCACAUCAGCUCUGUGGUAAAAUAACUUUACUGUGGGACCCAUUAAAAAAAAACUUUUGAUUAUUGCAUAUAAGUCCCCAUUCAUUUAAUAAUAUCUUACAAAUUAAAAUUAACUUUUAUUAGAUUACAAUUUUUUUAAACUCAUAUUAUCGUUCUUCUUCUUCUUCAUCCUUCACCCUUCUCCCAACUUCCCUUCAAAACCCUAAAUUCCACCCAUCUGUUCUUCUUCUGCAACCUUCUCCCAAAUUUGACAUACUCUGUAAUUCUUCAAAUCAUAUGUUCUUCUAUCUUCUUCCACUUUCGAUUUUUGUUUACUCUCUUUGCGAACCUGCGAACAGGUAAACACUGCGAACAGAUGAACAUGACUUCGACCUCUUCGGCGCCAACAAAAUCAUAUUCUCAAGGUUGGUGAAGACAAUGAGAUCGAUAAAUAUGGACGAAAGAUGAAGUUGCUCAAGAUCGUCUAUGGUACAAAGCACAAUGAUUCCAUGUUGUAGCCUCCUUUGACAGGGGUUUGUUUCGACUGUAAGACAUAUGCGCUCAUUAGUUCCUGCCAUUUAUGACAUAACAGUGGCUGACCCUAAAAGUACUCCUUCUCCUACAAUGCUAAGAUUCCUAAAUAGGAAACCUUCUGUGAAAAUGAUAAAACAGAAAAUGAUAAAAAAUAUUGGAGAAGGAAAAGUAUCCGAACCAAACAAUGGUGUUACAGAUAUUGAUAUUCCACCAGACCUGUUGAUUACAGAAUUUGAGGACCCAAUCGUAGCAAUAGUUAAUUCUACAUAUCCGGAAUUUACGAGCAAUUCUUGCUUCUACAUUGGAGGAGACGUGCGUGAUUAUUUCAAUGCAAAUUCUGUUGAUAAGUCGGAAUUCCAUGAUGUAACAUUGGUUAACAUCCUCACCCCAGAAUUUCUCAGUUCACUGCAAACAUCAGGAUUACCUAACCAUCAUAUAAAACUAAAGGUUGGGACACCAAUUAUGGUCAUGAGAAACAUCAACCAAUAUGAAGGCUUAUGUAAUGGAACAAGGUUGAUAAUAACAAAGUUGGGUGGUGUGAUUUAAACUAUGUGAUUUUUAUUCUGGUGGUAAAAUUACUCUUGUUUGGGUGGAGCUAGAAGUUGAGUGUUGAGCCUUUGUUGGCUUUUAUAUGUACCAGUAUGUAAACUUGUAACAGGAUCAUGGCAUGUCUUAUGUUGUGUUAUUAUUAAUAUAUUUCUUUAGCCUUUACAAUAAAAAAAAUUCAUGGUGAACAUGCAAAG